Meriones unguiculatus (Mongolian gerbil) is the source of this 2093-nucleotide messenger RNA. It is a transcript of the gene Smu1, whose product is annotated as SMU1 DNA replication regulator and spliceosomal factor. Gene Ontology annotation, molecular function: protein binding. Gene Ontology annotation, cellular component: precatalytic spliceosome. Gene Ontology annotation, biological process: mRNA splicing, via spliceosome. NCBI's taxonomy places the organism in Eukaryota, Metazoa, Chordata, Mammalia, Rodentia, Muridae. The transcript is spliced from 12 exons. Bases 124 to 1665 code for a protein of 513 amino acids. The record is from RefSeq and is a predicted model, not a curated record.
ACCGCCUCUUUGCCCUUUGACCCUGACGAGCGGAAGUGACGCCAGGAGGCCGCCGGAGGUGUCGCAAAGUACCGUGCGAUCGGCUCUGUGUUGAGUAGGGUCUGGACCGCGAUCGGUACCGCUAUGUCGAUCGAAAUCGAGUCUUCAGAUGUGAUUCGUCUUAUCAUGCAAUACUUGAAGGAGAACAGUUUACAUCGGGCGUUGGCCACAUUACAGGAAGAAACUACUGUCUCUCUAAAUACUGUGGAUAGCAUUGAAAGUUUCGUGGCUGACAUUAAUAGUGGCCAUUGGGACACUGUUUUACAGGCUAUACAGUCUCUGAAAUUGCCAGACAAAACCCUUAUUGAUCUCUAUGAACAGGUUGUUCUGGAAUUGAUAGAGCUUCGUGAAUUAGGUGCUGCCAGGUCACUUCUAAGACAGACAGACCCCAUGAUUAUGUUAAAGCAAACACAACCAGAGCGCUAUAUUCAUCUGGAAAACCUCUUAGCCAGGUCUUACUUUGAUCCUCGUGAGGCUUAUCCAGAUGGAAGUAGCAAAGAGAAAAGGAGAGCAGCAAUUGCCCAGGCGUUAGCUGGGGAAGUCAGUGUGGUGCCGCCUUCUCGUCUCAUGGCAUUGCUGGGACAGGCUUUGAAGUGGCAGCAGCACCAGGGAUUACUUCCUCCCGGUAUGACCAUAGAUCUGUUUCGAGGCAAAGCAGCUGUCAAAGAUGUGGAAGAAGAAAAGUUUCCAACACAACUGAGCAGGCAUAUUAAGUUUGGUCAGAAAUCCCAUGUGGAGUGUGCUCGGUUCUCUCCAGAUGGUCAGUAUCUGGUCACUGGCUCUGUUGAUGGAUUUAUUGAAGUGUGGAACUUCACUACUGGAAAAAUCAGGAAGGAUCUUAAGUACCAGGCCCAAGAUAACUUUAUGAUGAUGGAUGAUGCUGUCCUCUGCAUGUGUUUCAGCAGAGAUACUGAAAUGUUAGCAACUGGGGCCCAAGAUGGGAAGAUCAAGGUGUGGAAGAUUCAAAGUGGACAGUGCUUGAGAAGAUUUGAAAGGGCACAUAGUAAAGGGGUCACCUGCCUAAGCUUUUCUAAGGACAGCAGUCAGAUCCUUAGUGCAUCUUUUGACCAGACAAUAAGAAUUCAUGGUUUGAAAUCUGGAAAAACACUGAAGGAAUUUCGGGGCCAUUCCUCCUUUGUUAACGAGGCAACGUUCACACAAGAUGGGCAUUACAUCAUCAGUGCAUCUUCUGAUGGCACUGUGAAGAUCUGGAAUAUGAAGACCACAGAAUGUUCCAAUACCUUUAAGUCCCUAGGCAGUACUGCAGGGACAGAUAUUACUGUCAAUAGUGUGAUUCUGCUUCCUAAAAACCCAGAGCACUUUGUUGUAUGCAACCGGUCCAACACAGUGGUCAUCAUGAACAUGCAGGGGCAGAUUGUCAGAAGUUUCAGUUCUGGUAAAAGAGAGGGUGGUGACUUUGUUUGCUGUGCCCUGUCACCCCGUGGUGAGUGGAUCUACUGUGUUGGGGAAGACUUUGUGCUCUACUGCUUCAGCACAGUCACUGGCAAGCUGGAGAGAACUCUGACGGUUCACGAGAAGGAUGUGAUCGGAAUUGCCCACCACCCACACCAGAACUUGAUUGCCACCUACAGUGAAGAUGGACUCCUGAAGCUCUGGAAACCCUAAGGCAGCCUUGCACUGCAGCCUUGCGGUAUUCUUCUCACUCAUACAGACAGUUUUCUUUGCAGCCAGGGAGCAUGCACUUACAUGGAGGCAUGUUCAAGCGCUACUUUACUUUCUUAUGUCUGCCUUUGUAAAGAGAAUGUCUAAAUGAACCACAAGAAUACUUGUCUGAAAUUUUGUGAUUAAGAAGACUUACUACCAUUUAAAGCAUUUUAAAGGCUUUAGUUUAUCUGCUUUUAACUGGGACAGUCACUUAAUGUUUCAAAUCUAUCAAAAGAUUUGAAACACUGUUAUUUCUAGAUGGAAAACUUCAUUUGAAAUGCUAAAUAAAACAUGCAUCAUAUCAUAAACUUGUAAAUAAGUCACUAUGGUAUAAUCAGUAGCUAUGGAUUUUUUUAAAAAAGAUUUUAAUAAACUUAUACCUUUCUGAA